Molecule: messenger RNA, 2112 nt
Organism: Helianthus annuus (common sunflower)
Lineage: Eukaryota; Viridiplantae; Streptophyta; Magnoliopsida; Asterales; Asteraceae
Exons: 5
Coding region: 198-1982 (594 amino acids)
Source: RefSeq, a predicted model, not a curated record
CUCCAAAUUCCAAUUCCAUUUUUUCUUAAUCUAAAAUCCGCCAUUGUUGAUUAACAACUUAUUUCAAGAACGAAUCUUGAAUCAUAUUUGUGUUUCAGAUGAUCAACAGGAAUCAAAUUCACGUUCGCCGUUGUAUAAAAUGUUCACUCUGCGCAAACUAGCAUCAAUUCGUAAUCAUACGCCUCCAUAUUAUCACUAUGUCAAGGAUCCUGGUGGUCAGAACUAUUAAAAGAAUCACGCAGUCGAUUCGAACAAACAAUCGUAGAAUUCAAUCAGAAGAUACGAAACACCAGUCAGAUGAUCGAAUCGGUCUACAUUCCUCCCAUAGAAACCAUUCCGUCAUCCCAACCAAUGAUAGAGUGACACAUCAUGCUCAAAUCGCAUGGAAAACAAUUUCCCAGAAUUCAUCUCACAACGGGAAAUCGUUUUCUUCUAUAAGUAGGAUUUCUCAAGCGUUUAGUUUGGCGUUAACCCGCUCAUACGUUGUUAUUCCCGGUAUUUACGCAUUUGUGUGCGGGAAUACAGCGUUUGCACAAACAGGGAAAACUCUCGAAUACUUUCAGCCAAGAAACAGUCUUUACGCGCAUGCAGAAGAUAGCCACGCGUUCUUGAUUUCAUCGAUUAUUUCCAUAUUCGAAGGUUUAAUAUUAUUAACCAGAGCUAUAUAUUUAGCGAUUUUAUUCUCACCAACUAUCGCAACAGCCCCAUUUGCAGAAUAUUUCGGUAAUUCAUCAAGAAAGAAUUGGCUACACCUUGUACGGCGUACGUUAGAAAUAGCGGGUCCCGCUUUUAUAAAAUGGGGUCAAUGGGCAGCAACAAGACCCGAUCUUUUUCCUCGUGAUUUGUGCACUGAACUUUCUAAGCUCCACACAAAAGCCCCUGAACAUAGCUUUUCCUACACGAAAAAGACGGUUGAGAAGGCUUUCGGUCGUAAAAUUUCCGAAAUUUUUGAUGAUUUCGAGGAGGUUCCGGUAGCUUCCGGAAGUAUUGCGCAAAUUCAUCGAGCUGUUUUGAGAUAUACAUAUCGAGGUAAGCAGAUUAAGCCGUUAGUAGUUGCGGUGAAAGUUAGACAUCCGGGAGUAGGUGAGUCGAUUAAACGAGAUUUCGAGAUUAUUAACAUAGUGGCAAAGAUUUCAACAUUUAUACCCACUUUAAAAUGGUUGAGAUUGGAUGAAAGUGUACAACAAUUUGCGGUUUUUAUGAUGUCGCAAGUGGAUCUUGCUCGUGAAGCUGCUCACUUAAGUCGAUUUAUUUACAAUUUUAGAAGAUGGAGAGACGUUUCGUUCCCGAAACCGGUAUAUCCGCUCGUGCAUCCUGCGGUUUUGGUGGAAACGUUUGAGCAAGGAGAAAGUGUCGCAUAUUAUGUUGACGAACUCAAAGGACACGAACGAUUGAAGAGUUCUCUUGCUCAUAUCGGGACUCAUGCACUUUUAAAGAUGCUUUUGGUUGAUAACUUCAUUCAUGCGGACAUGCAUCCCGGAAACAUCCUUGUACGAAACAAAUCUUCUCGUAAAGGGAUCUUCAAAUCAAAGCCACACGUUGUGUUUCUCGAUGUCGGCAUGACUGCUGAGCUUUCAAAGAACGAUAGAAUUAAUUUAUUAGAAUUUUUCAAGGCGGUUGCUCGUAGAGAUGGUGCGACUGUGGCAAAAUGCACAUUACGGCUAUCGAAGCAACAAAACUGUCCGAACCCUCGAGCCUUUAUAAAAGAAGUGACGGAAACAUUUGAUUUUUGGGGUACUCCCGCAGGUGAUCUCGUACACCCUGCUGAUGCCAUGCAUCACUUGCUCGAACAAGUGAGACGUCAUCGAGUCAAUGUCGAUGGAAAUGUAUGCACCGUCAUGGUUACCACUUUGGUUCUCGAGGGAUGGCAAAGGAAACUGGAUCCGGACUAUGAUGUUAUGCAUACGCUACAAACGUUGUUACUCAAAGAAGAUUGGGCGAAGUCAUUAACAUACACAAUCGAAGGGCUGAUGGCUCCUUAAAACAUGAUAAUCAGUAGAAGAUUUUGUAAAACCUCGAGUGUUUAUAGUGUUUAUUACGUGUUGAUUUGUUUAAUCUUGCCACAACUGUGUGGCGACGAUAACAAUUUUGAAGGGAAAUUUUGUUAAUGAA